UCAAAAUUAAUUUUAUAUCACAAAUGCGUUUGUCGUCGUGCAAUUUACAAUGUUGUCAGAUACUGUUAUCUAUAUGUUAAAACGUAAAUCCUCGGACAGUUUUUAUUUGAUAUGGAAGAAAUUAUAUGUCCUUUAUAUAUUGUCCAAUUUCGAGCAUAUUUCACUUGAGUCGCUCCUUAUACAUUCUAGUAAAAAAAGUCUCAUCUUUUGCAAAAGUGGUUUAGUACAAAUUACAGAAAUUUAUUAUAUUUCAAAGUCAAAAGAUUUAAAAUGAGACAAACCAGACAAAUUGGAUUGUUUUUCUUCAUCUGUACUUUUCUUUCAGGUUCAUUGCUAUUGCGCACAGGCUCCUAUUCUUAUGCAAAAGACAUUAUUGUAAACGAAGGUGAAUUAUUGGAACUUAAUUGUACAGGUAGAAUUGGAUCAAGUUUUACCUUUUUUCCUCAUAAUCUUUCAGAUAUAUUUACUUCAAAUGUAAAUAUUAAGACAUUCCGUGAUGAUAAUGGAAAAUAUGUUCAAACGUUAAGUCGAUUGUCAGCAAUUACUGGUGACACUGGAAGUUAUCAUUGUAAAAAUGAUACAAAUUCUUACAUUGAGACUUAUGUUUACGUAAAAUCCGAUGUUCAAUUAUUAGUGCCUUAUACAAAAUCUUAUAUAAUAUAUAAUGAUUUUGAUUACAAAAAUAUCAUCCCAUGUCGUCCUACUUCGCCUAAUUAUAAUGUCACGAUUUCAACUGUUGAUAAUUCAACAAAUAACAGGAUACAAUCGUCAUUCAAUCCAAAAAAUGGUUUUAUGAUUUUCAAUCCUAUAGCGAUAGAUAGCAAUCAAUACAAAUGUUCAGCAACACGUGAAGAUGGAUUCACUCAAACAAUUGAUUUUUAUGUAAAUGUAACAUAUCCAGAUUCAAUUAGGUCUUUCAGAAUGUCUUCUGUGAUACCAAGAUACGUGGUUGAGGGUGAAAGUGUAAACAUUAAUUGUACAGUAAGAUGUCUAAAUAAUAAGCAAAUUAGAUUACAAUGGUAUGGGCCACCUAACAAAACUUUAAUUCAAAAUAACGAAAGAAGACAAGUGAAAAUUUAUGAACAUUAUGGAAAAUUCGGUGACAUGACGUGUGAAGCACAAUUAAAAAUUCUAAAUUUUACCAUUGAUGAUUGCGGUUGGUAUGGUUGUCAAGCAAAAUCUAUUGGUUCACAAGACUAUCAAGCAACAAAAAUAGAAUUACACGAUCCUCGAAAAACUUUUAUUAAAUUAUAUUGUGCCGUUAAGAACAGAUUUCAAAUACAAAGCGAAGGUGGUUACAUAAUGUGGACAGUGAACAUUAAUGCGUAUCCACAGCCAACAUGUCGUUGGAUAUACAAUCCAGGAAACAGUAAAAUGCAGACUUUAUACGAUGAAUCUAUUCGUCACUUAAGUCUAGAGCAGGAUUCAGCAUUGACAUACACAAAGUUAACAAUUAGUUAUUUGAUGGGAUAUCAUUCUGGCAAUUAUACAUUGGAAGUUUCAAAUAUACAUGAAAAUAAAUCAAUUACGUUUUCUAUUUAUGUUACCAGUAAGCCUAUAUUUAAUAUUAAGGCAUAUGCGCAUUAUGCUUCAAAUCAGUUAGUUGUGAUAAGAAAUGAAAUAUCUUCAUAUCCUGCGUGUAAUGUGACCUGGAAAUAUCUUACUUGUUCUGAUACUAAUGAUUGUUCUGACAAUAACAUUGUGAAAUGGACAUUAAGGGAAAAAUCACCCAUUAUGUUUGAGACAAUAGUAAAAUUUCAUGUGGAAAUGUCCGGUAAUAUCACAUGCAUUGCAUGCAAUGCAGUCGGUUGUAGAACAAUAAGUAAAGAAAUAUUUGUUUCCGAUUACAAUAGUGGCAUGGGAAUAAUUUUUCCUGAACAUCAAUUAACUAAUGAAAAUGAUUUGGAACUAAUUUGCUUCGCAUCUAUUUACAAUUACACUAAUAAUUUAACAUGGCUAAUUGAUGGGCAAAAUAUCACUGAAAAUGACAGUGUGAAAUUAACUACUGAAACAACUCAAAUUUCACAUCGUAUAACAUUGUCAAUAAAAAAAUUACUAAUAUCGCAUGCGGCGGAAUAUACAUGCGUCGCAAUUGCUAACGAUUUCAAAGAAUAUAAAGAAUACUACGUUUUGAAUUUAGCUGAUCCUGAACCUGCUACAAUCGUAGAAACAAACAUGAACGGAACAGAAGUAGCUUUUGAUUUAAAUACUUUGAGGCAAAAUAUUGAAUUAAUAUGUACUGCUACUGGAAUACCUGAACCAACUGUCACUUGGUACAAGGAUCAACAUCUGCUGGAAAGCAACAAUCAGUAUUUUUUUACUGGAAACAAACAGAAACUUAAAAUAAAAUAUCUCGAUGAAAAAAGUAGUGGUAAAUAUGUGUGUCGGGCUAAAAACCGCCUUGCUAUAGAAGAAAGGUUUCUUACCUUCAUUUCUAUAGGGAAUAAAGUGUCCGAAACUUGGAUUCUUAUUAGUAGAUUUGUGUUAAUCGUUUGCUGUAUAUUUAUAACAACUUAUUGUAUUAUAAUUCGACAAAGGAGAAUAAAGAGACAGAAAUUAAUAGAUGCUGGAUUGACUUUUUUUAAAGAAGGAGCUCUGGAAAGCAUAAAUCCUGAAUUAACACUCGAGGAUCAAGCAGAGCAUCUUCCCUAUGAUAAAAAAUGGGAAUUUCCACAAGAAAAACUAGCACUUGGAACACAAUUGGGUAGCGGAGCAUUUGGUGUUGUUAGAAAAGCCAAAGCGGUGGGAAUUAUGAAAAAUGAAAAGAUUACGACUGUUGCUGUAAAAAUGAUUAAGCGCACAUUGGAUCCAAUGUACAUUAAAGCACUAGCUAGCGAACUGAAAAUUAUGGUUCAUCUUGGAAAGCAUAUCAAUAUUGUUAACCUCCUCGGUGCUUGUACAAAAAAUAUUUCUAAACAUGAACUACUGAUUAUUUUGGAAUAUUGUCAUUUUGGGAAUCUACACAAUUAUCUUCUUCGUCAGAGAGAAGAUUUUAUUGAUCAAAUUGAUCCCGCUACCGGAAAAUUCAAUGUUAACAUUAAACAGAAAUUUGCGUUCAAAACCGAUAAUUACGUCGAGGCAAACAGGUAUACUACUAGAUCUGCUGUUGAAUUUGUAAUUCAAGAUUCACAUGAAAUAAUGUUAGGAACAGGAGAAUUCAAUAAGAAAAAUAUUUAUUCUCAAUGCAGAACUAAUCAUGAGGAUGAUUACAAAGACGAGAUAUUCCAAUCCAUCUGCACGCAGGAUUUAACAUCUUGGGCUUUUCAAGUUGCACGUGGGAUGGAGUAUCUUUCUGGACGAAAAGUGUUACAUGGAGAUCUUGCGGCACGAAAUAUUUUAUUGACAGAGAAUAAUAUUGUAAAAAUUAGUGAUUUUGGAUUAUCCAAGUCAAUGUACAAAGACAAUAAUUAUAAAAAGAAAGACGAUUUACUUUUGCCAAUUAAAUGGAUGGCGAUAGAAUCAAUUCGCGAUAGAGUAUUUUCCACUCAGUCGGAUGUUUGGUCAUUUGGCGUUGUUUUGUGGGAGUUUUUUACGUUGGCACAAACACCUUAUUUUAGUAUUGAUGCAGAAACACAAUAUCAGAAACUGAUUGAAGGAUAUAGGCUGGAAAAACCUGAAUAUGCUACAAAAGAAAUGUAUGAUAUAAUACAACAGUGCUGGACAACAAAUCCAAUUUUACGUCCGUCAUUUUCGGAAUUAGCUAAUUCCAUUGGUGACUUUUUAGAAAAAAGUGUGCAACAGUACUACAUAGAUCUGAACAGACCAUACGUAGACUUAAACACAAAGGUUCUACAGGGAAAAAAUGACUAUUUAAAGAUGAUGUCAGCUCCCGAUCAUACAUUACUCUCAUCAAGUCAAAAUUACGUCAAAAAUUCUACCAUUGAAUUAGUAGAAAAAGGAGAUUUUGCACACCUCAGUUUGACCUCCUCUGAUCAGGACGGUUCCAGUAAUAGUUGUAACGAUAGUCGCACUCAGUUCCGAUCGCUUAGUCCAGUUAAUGAUAAAUCAUCUGCUGAAUCAGUUACAGAAGAAAUGGUUGAGUUCUCAAUACUCCAACAGGAUGACGAUGAUCAACACCUCAAACCAAUGAAUUUUCAUGAACAUCAUCAAGAUUCGUUAAGGACCAAUAAUCCAGACGAAUGAGAGUAGUAGAAGAAUCUGAUCUACGAAUAUUAAAAUUUACAAACGCAUGUAAAAAGAAAUAUAUACGAUUCGAAUGAAAAUAAAUAUGAGCGUUUAUAUUAAGAAUAAUUGUUAUUCUUAAAUAAGUUUAAAAAAUUGAACCAAUUAGUACGUGAUGUGUUAAAAAAUAACUAAAUUGAAUAAUAUCUUAUAGAAGAAGAUAUAAAUUUAGA
Molecule: messenger RNA, 4355 nt
Organism: Leptopilina boulardi
Lineage: Eukaryota; Metazoa; Arthropoda; Insecta; Hymenoptera; Figitidae
Product: vascular endothelial growth factor receptor 1-like
Exons: 22
Coding region: 271-4143 (1290 amino acids)
Biological process (GO): positive regulation of kinase activity; protein phosphorylation; cell surface receptor protein tyrosine kinase signaling pathway
Cellular component (GO): signaling receptor complex
Molecular function (GO): ATP binding; transmembrane receptor protein tyrosine kinase activity
Source: RefSeq, a predicted model, not a curated record